AUGCCCGUACGACAACGCAGAGUUGCAAAUGUUCAGACUGCAAGCCCAAGCAAGAAGCCGAGAAGAGCCAAGAGCCGACAGGUCGAAGAAGGGACUCGGGAGCCUCCGAAGCAAGACGAUGAUCGCGAGUCUAUCUCGGUUGUAGAUCGACAGCAGGGCAGUCUGUACGACGCAGUCGCAGGGCGUCUUUCGCGUGACGGCUUCAUCCUGUCAAAUGCCAUCAAACAGCCGAUGCCGCCGGACCAGGUGCUGUUCAGUCAGAAGAAUGCACCAACACGAUACCAAGAGGAUGAUGCGUACUUUGUGCAUCGUCGUCUUCCUUCCGGCGCAAGGUUGCCAGAUUCCGACAUGUUGAAAGCUAUCCAUUCUUACGCUUCUGACUUCUACGGAUCAGGUAUUUUGGGCAAAUGCGACGAGGACUUCACAAGCAUGGACGAAACGGCACUCAUUGCUCUAGGUGUCUUGCUCGAAGAGGCUGCCUCGCAGUCGCUUGGUAAGACUGGUGAUCUUGCCUUUGUGCAAGGUGAGAAGAGAGGUUAA
Fulvia fulva is the source of this 540-nucleotide messenger RNA. RefSeq lists its product as uncharacterized. Gene Ontology annotation, cellular component: RNA polymerase I upstream activating factor complex. NCBI's taxonomy places the organism in Eukaryota, Fungi, Ascomycota, Dothideomycetes, Mycosphaerellales, Mycosphaerellaceae. The transcript has a single exon. Gene Ontology annotation, molecular function: RNA polymerase I cis-regulatory region sequence-specific DNA binding. The coding region runs from base 1 to 540 and encodes 179 amino acids. The record is from RefSeq and is a predicted model, not a curated record. Gene Ontology annotation, biological process: nucleolar large rRNA transcription by RNA polymerase I.